AGCCGCGCACAUCGAGCAGCAACAACACGGCACCGCAGGUCGUUCGAACGAGGACGCCGAACGGACGCGUUAAAGAGACGCGCGCGUGCCAAGACGAGAUAAAUGAGCGCGUGCGAACCGCGGAGUGGCGAGAAAAGUGCGAUUCGGAUCGAGUGCGCUCGCCUGUGUAAUUAGCAACAGAUAAAGUCGAUGCCUUAUCGUCGUUCGACAACAUUCGCGGCAGACGGAAUGAGGGACACCCCGGGAGAAAAUUUCUCGUCUCUGGAUACUCGGAUAGUAUGUGGAACUUAGAAACACCCGUUUUGUAUCGAUGACACUAACUGUAACGCGUGCAUCGAGUUCGCAUCACAGGAAAUGUUGAUCGUGCGAAAGCAAGGACUUCCGAGAGUUCCACAUGCGAAAGGCUCGCCUGACGAUGGAAGAAAGGAACGUCGACCAGCAGGAAGAGGUUAUACGUCGAAACCUGCGCAGGAGACUUUUCCAGGACGACGAGGAUGAUGACAGCGGACAAUCGACAAACAGUGAGAGCGGCGACGGGCAAACGAGCAAUGGCGAGAACGAUAACCUUGCCAAUCGUCUGUUCGAGGAAGCUCGACGGAAUCGAGAGAAUGCGAAGAAAAGGUGGAACUUCGAUUUCGAGAACGAAGUGCCGCUGCCUGGUCGUUACGAAUGGGUGAGGGUCGACCGUGACGGAAAUGAAAUCUCUGAUUUCGCGCAGUUAAAAAACGGACUACGUGAUUCGCAAGAGGAACGCCCGGAGGGGGCAGCGGAAGAAGCGGAUGCGGAAGAAAAGGAAUGACGGUCGGGCGGCCACAGCACGCGAUGACGAGGAAAAAGGAAGAAGAAAUAGAUCAAACACACAUGGAGUCUCCGUCGUGAUAUUAUUUCAGCUACUAUAGCAGAUAGUUCGUAGGGAGGUUUGUAGCAGCAACGGCAGUUGAUAUUUUGUACUUGACAAUUAACGAUUCGUCUCCCGAGGCAGAGCGGAAGAUCGGGAGAGCACGAGUGACGAGAAUUGUUCGUACGCUUCCUCGCGAGAACUCGCGAUCCUUGUACGAAGAACGAUCGACUUAUGACGAGUCCUAUGAGCAGAUGUGAUAAAUUAGCGAUUUCCAAAACAAUGAAAAAUCGGCGCUGUAUCGAUUAGAAACUAGACUAUUUAUCCGUACAAAUUCUAGUCAAGAGCGGGGUGUCCCGCGGGAACCAAAGUCGUAUCCUCUCAAUUCUCAUAAACGUAAGUCCAGCCGAGAAUCGAAAUUUCUAGGUGAAAACAAUCGAGCGCGCGCAUAUCGGGACGAUCUCGCGUCCGAAGAAUCCGCUUCUAUCAAUUUCUAUCGUCGCGUGACAGUAUUUAAGUAUUUAAGGAAGCGAACACGUGCAAUACACGCGAUUGUACUCGAGUGAUAUUUUAUAUAUACGGAGCACACAGGAAUAUGUUUAAUAAUAUAUAUGUGGAACAAAGAGAGGGAUAAGGUGAAAAAUAAAUAUCUUCGCAUUAUUUAUUGAA
Molecule: messenger RNA, 1507 nt
Organism: Harpegnathos saltator (Jerdon's jumping ant)
Lineage: Eukaryota; Metazoa; Arthropoda; Insecta; Hymenoptera; Formicidae
Product: cyclin-dependent kinase inhibitor 1
Exons: 4
Coding region: 395-799 (134 amino acids)
Biological process (GO): regulation of cell cycle
Cellular component (GO): nucleus
Molecular function (GO): cyclin-dependent protein serine/threonine kinase inhibitor activity
Source: RefSeq, a predicted model, not a curated record